Truncatella angustata is the source of this 387-nucleotide messenger RNA. RefSeq lists its product as uncharacterized. The record is from RefSeq and is a predicted model, not a curated record. Bases 1 to 387 code for a protein of 128 amino acids. The transcript has a single exon. Lineage: Eukaryota; Fungi; Ascomycota; Sordariomycetes; Amphisphaeriales; Sporocadaceae.
AUGCAUGCCUUGCAGAACCACCUUUUGGAUAAUCCUGUCUACGAUGGCAAUGCCUAUGCUUUUACGGCAACCUUCCUCAGCGGAUACCUCAAUCUAUAUUCCCACCAUGUUAAAGCCCCUGCUGAGCCUGGGCAGAGGCCUGGCUAUCACAUCACUCAGGAAACUCAGGAUAGCCAGCAAACCAACGUGGAACUGGCCAUUCUUCAUCAUGCAUACGGCGAAGAUGAUGCGGACGACACCGAGGUAACAACAGGCUUUGCAACGAGCUUCGCCUCAAGCUUCACAUCGGUCAGCCGCGAAGAGCAGCUACGUUCCCAGCGUCAGCCUAAGAUGCCACGCAGUCCUCCCUCGCCAUCAUAUACCCGGCAAUUCAAGAGAGCAAGCUGA